Messenger RNA from Lynx canadensis (Canada lynx), 1751 nucleotides. It is a transcript of the gene PAX7, whose product is annotated as paired box 7. The record is from RefSeq and is a predicted model, not a curated record. Gene Ontology annotation, molecular function: DNA-binding transcription factor activity, RNA polymerase II-specific; RNA polymerase II cis-regulatory region sequence-specific DNA binding. Gene Ontology annotation, biological process: anatomical structure development; regulation of transcription by RNA polymerase II. NCBI's taxonomy places the organism in Eukaryota, Metazoa, Chordata, Mammalia, Carnivora, Felidae.
AUGGCGGCCCUUCCCGGCACCGUCCCCAGGAUGAUGCGGCCGGCGCCCGGGCAGAACUACCCGCACGGCUUUCCUCUGGAAGUGUCCACACCACUUGGCCAAGGCCGGGUCAAUCAGCUUGGCGGGUGUCUUCAUCAACGGGCGACCCUGCCUAACCACAUCCGCCACAAGAUAGUGGAGAUGGCCCACCAUGGCAUCCGGCCCUGUGUCAUCUCCCGCCAGCUGCGUGUCUCCCAUGGCUGUGUCUCCAAGAUUCUCUGCCGCUACCAGGAGACCGGGUCCAUCCGGCCUGGGGCCAUCGGAGGCAGCAAGCCCAGACAGGUGGCGACUCCGGAUGUGGAGAAAAAGAUCGAGGAGUACAAGAGGGAAAACCCAGGCAUGUUCAGCUGGGAGAUCCGAGACCGGCUGCUAAAGGAUGGGCACUGUGACCGCAGCACGGUGCCCUCAGUGAGUUCGAUUAGCCGCGUGCUCAGAAUCAAGUUCGGGAAGAAAGAGGAGGAGGAUGAAGCGGACAAGAAGGAGGAGGACGGCGAGAAGAAAGCCAAGCACAGCAUCGACGGCAUCCUGGGAGACAAAGGGAACCGGCUGGACGAGGGCUCGGACGUGGAGUCGGAACCCGACCUCCCUCUGAAGCGCAAGCAGCGUCGAAGUCGGACCACAUUCACGGCCGAGCAGCUGGAAGAGCUGGAGAAGGCCUUCGAGAGGACUCACUACCCGGACAUCUACACCCGCGAGGAGCUGGCGCAGAGGACCAAGCUGACGGAGGCGCGUGUCCAGGUCUGGUUCAGUAAUCGCCGCGCCCGUUGGCGGAAGCAGGCAGGAGCCAACCAGCUGGCAGCGUUCAACCACCUUCUGCCAGGGGGCUUCCCGCCCACCGGCAUGCCCACGCUGCCCCCCUACCAGCUGCCGGACUCCACCUACCCCACCACCACCAUCUCCCAAGACGGGGGCAGCACCGUGCACCGGCCCCAGCCUCCCCCGUCCACCAUGCACCAGGGGGUGGCCGCCGCGGCCGCCGACACCGGUUCUGCCUACGGAGCCCGCCACAGCUUCUCCAGCUACUCGGACAGCUUCAUGAACCCGGCGUCGUCCAACCACAUGAACCCCGUCAGCAACGGCCUGUCUCCCCAGGUGAUGAGCAUUCUGAGCAACCCCAGCGCCGUGCCACCGCAGCCGCAGGCCGACUUCUCCAUCUCCCCGCUGCACGGCGGUCUGGACUCGGCCACGUCCAUCUCGGCCAGCUGCAGCCAGCGGGCCGACUCUAUCAAGCCGGGAGACAGCCUGCCCACCUCCCAGUCCUACUGCCCGCCCACCUACAGCACCACCGGCUACAGCGUGGACCCCGUGGCUGGCUACCAGUACGGCCAGUACGGCCAGACUGCUGUUGAUUACCUGGCCAAAAACGUGAGCCUCUCCACACAGCGUCGCAUGAAGCUUGGGGAACAUUCUGCUGUGCUGGGACUCCUGCCUGUGGAAACUGGCCAGGCCUACUAGGGACCCUGGGGCGACUUGCCCCAGACCAAGUCCCAGCCCAAUCCUUACUGAUCCCUGAGCCUCCCAGCCUCAGCCCUUUCAUUACCCUGGGGUCUCAGGAGGCCAGGAAAGGAGCCCAUUCCCUUCUCGUAGCCAGCCCUCUGGAGAUGUGCAGCCAGUCUACCGUUCACCUGUGUUUAGGAACCCAGAGCAACCCCCUUGGAGUCUGCCCCUCCACUCUCUCUCCAGGAGGGUUUCUGUCAGCCUGCAGCCAUUCC